Messenger RNA from Sebastes umbrosus (honeycomb rockfish), 2980 nucleotides. RefSeq names its product calcium-binding mitochondrial carrier protein Aralar2. Gene Ontology annotation, biological process: aspartate transmembrane transport; malate-aspartate shuttle; L-glutamate transmembrane transport. Gene Ontology annotation, molecular function: L-aspartate transmembrane transporter activity; L-glutamate transmembrane transporter activity; calcium ion binding. The coding region runs from base 135 to 2162 and encodes 675 amino acids. NCBI's taxonomy places the organism in Eukaryota, Metazoa, Chordata, Actinopteri, Perciformes, Sebastidae. The transcript is spliced from 18 exons. The record is from RefSeq and is a predicted model, not a curated record.
UGAGCAGCUGAUCCUCUUUCAUCCUCCUCUCACUGCACCGGUGCGUGACGUGAUCUCCAUGGGAACGUCGUCGUCUCCAUGGGAACAACGUCACGCAGCAGGAAGUGGUUUUGAAGUGAGUGAGUGAACUUAGCAUGGCAGCAAAGGCAGUUCUGCCUAGGAGGGCCGACCCCACUGAGUUGAAAGCCAUUUUUGAAAAGUAUGCCAGCGUCAAGAAGAAUGACGAGUGCUUCAUGUCACCGCAGGACUUUGUGAGCCGUUUCCUCCAUGCCCAUACAGACAUCCAGCUGUUGGACGAGGCCACGAAGCUGCUGGCUGGAGUGGUGGAUCAGAAAAAAGAUGGGUUGAUCUCCUUUCAGGAGUUUGUUGCGUUCGAGUCGGUCCUGUGUGCCCCGGACUCCCUCUUCAUGGUUGCCUUCCUGCUGUUUGAUAAAGCAGGCAGUGGAAUGACCAGUUUUGAGGAUGUGAAGCAGGUCUUCAGCCAGACCACCAUCCACCAGCACAUCCCCUUUAACUGGGACUGCGAGUUCAUUCGGCUGCACUUUGGCACACAGAGGGACAGGCAGCUCGGCUACGGAGAGUUCACCCAGUUUCUCCUGGAGAUGCAGCUGGAACAUGCGCGGCAGGCUUUCAUCCAGCGGGACCAAGCCCACAGCGGCUCCAUCUCAUCCCUGGACUUCAGGGACAUCAUGGUCACCAUCCGGCCGCACAUGCUCACAUCCUUCGUGGAGGAAUGCCUUGUGGCGGUUGCGGGUGGCAGCACGUCUCACCAGAUCAGCUUCUCGUACUUCAACGGCUUCAACUCGCUUCUCAACAACAUGGAGCUGAUAAGAAAGAUCUUCAGCACCCUGGCUGGACACCGCAGACAUGUCGAAGUCACCAAAGAGGAGUUCAUUGUGGCAGCUCAGAGGUUUGGCCAGGUGACACCCAUGGAGGUCGACAUCCUCUUUCAUCUGGCUGACCUGUCAGAGCCCCGCGGACGUGUUGGUUUAGUGGACAUUGAGCAGAUCGCUCCGCUGGAGGAAGGCGCCCUUCCCUACAACUUGGCUGAGGUCCAGAGACAGCAGUUGGGCAGUGAUGUCUCCCGCCCCGUCGUCGUCCAGGUGGCAGAGUCGGCCUACAGGUUCACCCUUGGCUCAGUGGCAGGGGCUGUGGGUGCCACAGCAGUGUACCCCAUUGAUCUGGUGAAGACACGCAUGCAGAACCAGAGAGGCAGUGGCUCCCUGGUGGGAGAGCUUAUGUACAAAAACAGCUUUGACUGCUUCAAGAAGGUGAUGCGCUACGAGGGUGUCUUCGGCCUUUACCGAGGUCUUGUACCACAGCUACUGGGUGUGGCGCCCGAGAAAGCCAUAAAGCUCACAGUCAAUGACUUUGUGCGAGGAAAGAACAGACAGAAAGAUGGCUCAGUCCCACUGGCAGCUGAGAUCCUGGCCGGUGGAUGUGCUGGCAGCUCCCAGGUGAUCUUCACCAACCCUCUGGAGAUUGUAAAGAUCCGUCUGCAGGUGGCAGGAGAGAUCACCAUGGGGCCGAGGGUCAGCGCCCUGUCCGUCAUCAGGGACCUGGGCUUCUUUGGACUUUACAAGGGUUCCAAGGCCUGUUUCCUACGGGACAUCCCCUUCUCAGCCAUCUACUUCCCCUGCUACGCCCACCUCAAGGCUCGCCUCAGCGAGGAGGACGGACGGAUAGGGCCAGCCAAGAUGCUGUUAGCUGCAGCGCUGGCAGGCAUGCCAGCAGCCUCUCUGGUGACCCCGGCUGAUGUGAUCAAGACCAGGCUACAGGUGGCGGCACGUGCCGGUCAGACCACCUACAGCGGCCUGGUGGACUGUUUUUGGAAGAUUCUCAGGGAGGAGGGACCCCGGGCUUUCUGGAAAGGAGCUGAAGCUCGUGUGUUCAGAUCCUCACCUCAGUUUGGAGUGACCUUGGUGACCUAUGAACUCCUGCAGCGCUGGUUCUAUGUUGACUUUGGAGGACAAAAGCCUGCUGGCUCAAAGCCCACCCCCAAGUCUCGGAUCAGCCUGCCGGCGCCCAACCCCGACCACAUCGGAGGCUUCAGGUUGGCCGUGGCCACGUUCGCUGGCAUUGAGAGCAAGUUUGGGCUCCAUCUCCCACGCUACACGGUGGCGACGGCAGCAGCGGCUCCCUCCGAUGCGAGCGCCCCCUGAACCUCCACAGUAGGGGGGGUAAGUGAAACAGGGGGCUUGAAUGUUUUCCACCAAGUCAAUGUAGUACAUUCAAUUACUUAUUUAAAGUUAUUUAUACGUUUUCUUCUUAAGAUAUCAUAUACAGUACUUUAUAUAGUAGUCCAUAUGCAACCAUAUGGAUUAGUGAGCCGAUUAGCACGGGUACUUUGUAGGACUCGUGCAGUAUUUGUUUUACCUUUGAUUGACAUUGUAUAGAGUUGUAUUAUAAUGUGGUUUUAUUUUUCAUACAGUUCAGCUGGUUCAGUAUAUGCACACAGGCAGCAGAAGUUUAAACACACCUAACUGCUUGCUUUUGUUGGAAAUACACUAUCGAACACUACAUACAGUUGCAGUUUUUUUCCAGUGUCUUCCUAUUGUUGCUUUAUAACCAAAAGCACAUUCCUCACAUGGUCAUUUAGCCGGUUAAAAAAAAAAAGAUGAUCAUAAAUGUAGCACUUCAGAGAAGAAAUCCAGAGACAUAUUUUCAUAUCUCUUCAUUACUCUUUCAAUCGUGUGCUCAUUUGAUCAAAUGCAUCAACAGAAAUAUGAACAAAAAAGUACUGAAUGUACACAAUGUUUACUGUAAGAUGUUUGGUUUCAGGUUUAAAUGUAUGCAGAUGUGUAAAUAUUUGAGAGACAGCUGGCACCGACUGCAGUUCUGCAGUGUGUCACGGCUGAGUAUUUAAAUUUGUACAGGACAGAGAAUGUAGGAGUUACAUGUGGUGUGUAAUAACCGUGCCUUACUGUGCGUAUGGCAGCAACAUGUGUACCGAGAGUAAAAAGAAACUUAUAUUAGUAAA